AUGGACAUUGGGGGAACUCUGGUAAAGCUCUCUUAUUUUGAACCUAUCGACAUCACAGCAGAGGAAGAACAAGAAGAAGUUGAGAGCUUAAAAAGUAUUCGGAAAUAUCUGACUUCCAAUGUAGCAUAUGGAUCCACUGGCAUUCGGGAUGUACACCUUGAACUGAAGGAUUUAACGCUUUUUGGUCGAAGAGGAAACUUGCACUUUAUCAGAUUUCCAACCCAGGACCUGCCUACUUUUAUCCAAAUGGGAAGAGAUAAAAACUUCUCAACAUUACAGACGGUGCUGUGUGCUACAGGAGGCGGUGCUUACAAGUUUGAAAAAGAUUUUCGCACAAUUGGAAACCUCCACCUGCACAAACUGGAUGAACUUGACUGCCUUGUAAAGGGCUUGCUGUAUAUAGACUCUGUCAGUUUCAAUGGACAAGCAGAGUGCUAUUAUUUUGCUAAUGCCUCAGAACCUGAGCGAUGCCAAAAGAUGCCUUUUAACCUGGAUGAUCCCUAUCCACUGUUAGUAGUGAACAUUGGCUCAGGAGUCAGUAUUUUAGCAGUCCAUUCCAAAGACAACUAUAAACGAGUGACUGGGACAAGCCUUGGAGGGGGUACCUUUCUGGGUUUAUGCAGUUUAUUGACUGGCUGUGAAAGUUUUGAAGAGGCUCUUGAAAUGGCAUCCAAAGGAGAUAGUACCCAAGCUGACAAGCUGGUUCGUGAUAUAUAUGGAGGAGAUUAUGAAAGAUUUGGCCUGCCAGGUUGGGCUGUAGCAUCUAGUUUUGGGAAUAUGAUUUAUAAGGAGAAGCGAGAAUCUGUUAGUAAAGAAGAUCUGGCAAGAGCUACUUUAGUUACUAUCACCAAUAACAUUGGUUCUGUGGCACGAAUGUGUGCUGUUAAUGAGAAAAUAAACAGAGUUGUCUUUGUUGGAAACUUUUUACGUGUCAAUACUCUCUCAAUGAAACUUUUGGCAUAUGCACUGGAUUAUUGGUCAAAAGGUCAACUGAAAGCAUUGUUUCUAGAACACGAGGGAUACUUUGGAGCAGUUGGUGCACUUCUUGGACUGCCAAAUUUCAGCUAAGCAAUCGAGCAGAUCUCUCGCUGCUAAUAAAUGUCAUCCAAGAGGAACUGAAGCAAGGCAUUAUUACUGCGUUGUCACUGGGAACCAAAGGAUAAAAAAGUAGCACUAUUCCUAUUGUUUUUAAAUCUCAGAAUGGUAAGCUGCUGAAUGUUGCCAUAUUAAAAGAGAAAGCUCAGUAACAUGAAGUAUUUCUAAUCGAAAUGCUUUUCCUUCUGUAUAUAGCCAGUGUUAAAUCUUUAAAUGCAAUACAGCCUCUGAUUGUUGAGCUUCCUCUCAAAAAAGAUUUUCUAUUUAUUUUAUGUAGCCAACAUUGCAGUACUGUAUGCUCAAAAACAAAUCUUAAAGUCUCAGAAAUGUUUGUUUAGCUUAUGAAAAUAAUUGAUUCCGAAUAUUUGUUAUAAGUCUGUUUUAUGUGUGUUUUGGUUACUAGUAAGCAGACAGUAACAUAUCCCAUAUCAAAAAUUAUUGAAAUGGUAAUCAAAGAUGAUUUUUUAUGUGAUUUUAGAAAUGUUAAGGCAAUCUGAUUACUGCAGUUUUUCUAAUAUACGCUCCUCCCCACCAAGAAAAGCAUGUUUAUGUGAUCUUUUCCCCUGAGGGUACAACUCUUCUCAAAUACCAUUAUUUAAUUGAAAUACUGUUGUUAAAUUUUAGCCUGAUUGGAGGCUUAGUUAUGGAUUUGGGAAUCUGUCUAAUAAGGUCCUAAGACUAUUCUAGUGGAAUAUGGUUUGAGUGUAUUGAUAAAGUUCUGUGCUUUUUCUUUACCGUAUUUCUCUCUAAGGCGCAAACUUAGUUGUUUCUUUUUAUUACAUCUGAACCAUCAAAGCUAAAGAUUUUUAUUCUAUCGAAACUAAAGAUUUUUAUUCUAUUAUGAACAAUAACAGCAAAAUCACAUUUAUUCUAAGUGGACAUUAUGGAAAUCUAAAAGAUGAGUUGUUUCGAAACUGUGAGCAUUUGUGAGUACUGCAAAAUUAUAAAAGAAUCAGUGUUUUGUACAUUCUGGUAAUAAGAGCAUUAUAGUUCCAAAAUUUGUAAAUCCUUUUGCCUUGGAAUUUAUUCCCUAUUUUGUAUUUAUUUUUUACAAUGUUAUAAAAUUCUUUGCAUUUUAACAUUGGCAGUAUCAUUUUGGAGGUUCAGUAGUUCCGUGAAGUUGUUCAAAUCUGUUGGCUUAAGGUUUCAGAAGUAGAAAGAGUGGGUGGGUAUUCGCCUCUUUAAAUUACCAAUAAAUCUGGAUAUACUUUGAAGAACUUAAAAAUUGUUUACAUUACACAAAGGAAGUAUUACUAUAUGUUUUUACAGACCACAAUUUUGCUCAAUAGAGAGCAAUUUUCAGUAGACCAUCAAGAGGUGCUCAAUAAAGACAUUUCUACAUGUAGUUUUCAAAUUUUGUGCUCAGUUGUUUAAAAUUCUUUUUUUUUUUUUAACCUAAAGACAUGAACAUAUGAAUAAUAAAAGUGAGUAUUUAGGGAGGAAAGCAUGUAAAGUUAAUUUUUUAGAAUUUAGGCUAUUUGGAAAUUUGAAUUUUUGUCAUUCAGUAGCCAUUUUAACAAUUUACAGUGACUUCAUGUUUCUUGCUUUAAGGUUUUCAUUGUAAUCACUAGGUAUUUCAGCCCAAAUGCCAUUGGUUCAAUUUAUUUUAAAAGUUUCUUGUUUAGGCAUCUGUACAGGUAAGAAUCUUAUCGAAUAAAAGUAAGUACAAGUUUUAUACUUGUGGCAAAUUCUGUACAUUAGCAACUUUAGGUUUAGGACAGUCAUUAAGGAAAAAAUGGAAUUUUGGUCGAAGUCUAUUAAUUUGAUCACUGUGGUUAAUAUGGAACUAUGAUUUAUAUAUUUAUCCUUUGAAACUAAAAUGAUCUGCCUGUAAAGUAAACAACCAUCUCACUACUAUUACUCUUAGCUUUUCCUUUAUGUAAUUGUAAUCUAGAAUUGCUGGAGUAAUAAUACGAACACAGAAUUGUAAUGAGGGCUGCCAAAAUUCUAAUUUUUUAUUAUGAUCUCAAGAAAUUCCCUUUAAGCAUGCUGUGGUAAAUAGGUUUGGUUCUAAUGUCAGUCAACAUAAUGCUUCUAAGCUCUAUAUUCUUGAACAGUGCUGUCUAAUAGAAAUACAAUGUAAACUACGCGUGUAUUUUACAUUUUCUAGUUAAGUACAUUAAAAAAGUAAAAAGAAACACAUGAUAUUUAA
Messenger RNA from Galeopterus variegatus (Sunda flying lemur), 3247 nucleotides. RefSeq names its product pantothenate kinase 3 (gene PANK3). The transcript has 6 exons. Gene Ontology annotation, molecular function: pantothenate kinase activity; ATP binding. Lineage: Eukaryota; Metazoa; Chordata; Mammalia; Dermoptera; Cynocephalidae. Gene Ontology annotation, biological process: coenzyme A biosynthetic process. The record is from RefSeq and is a predicted model, not a curated record. Gene Ontology annotation, cellular component: cytosol; nucleus. Bases 1 to 1068 code for a protein of 355 amino acids.